This is a messenger RNA of Liolophura sinensis, 1059 nucleotides long. Its product is annotated as protein sll1483-like. Lineage: Eukaryota; Metazoa; Mollusca; Polyplacophora; Chitonida; Chitonidae. The transcript is spliced from 6 exons. The coding region runs from base 31 to 915 and encodes 294 amino acids. The record is from RefSeq and is a predicted model, not a curated record.
UUUUGGUCACAUCCCAAUCUUCGAUCAAAUAUGAAGGAACUGUUGUUGGUAGCUGCCCUGGUGCUGGGUGCGCAGGCCGGAAACCUGGUGGAGGAACUUCAGAAGCUGAAUGUCUCCACCUUGAUCCAGUUGGCAACAACGGCUGGAUUGGCUGACACCCUCACAAAUGGAGGCCCGUUCACCCUGUUGGCACCCACUGAUGCCGCCUUUGGAAAACUGCCUGAAGCGACCUUGAGCAGUUUGCAGUCAGACAAAGCUGCUCUCACUGAUGUCCUUAAAUACCAUCUCAUCCAGGGAGACAUUUUCAGCUGGGAUUUGCUCAGUGGGGACAGGUUCACCACCCUCAAUGGCCGUCGGGUCAAGGUCACUACCAGUGGCACGACCACCAUGUUUAAUGGUGCUAAAGUUUUGGUUCACGACAACGUGGCGUCCAAUGGUGUGAUCUACCUUAUUGACACUGUGCUCACUGUUCCCGAGGCAUCCAUCUUCCAGGCCAUCAGCAACCGUCCGGAGCUGAGCACGUUCGUUGACGCUCUCACCAGAGCCCGUCUAGACACCUCUCUCAACGCUACCAACAUUAGAUACCCCUACACUGUCUUCGCCCCAACCAACACAGCCUUCUCUAAACUGACUACAGAGCAGCUUAACCACAUCCUGGAAAGCCGCUAUCUUUUGCUAGAGCUUGUUGAUUACCAUAUUCACCUAGGCCAACUGCACAAAGGCAGCCUUACACACAACGGUCGCAUCACUACCCGUUACAGUGGACACUACAUCACAGUUACUAUUACAGACGGAGAGCCUAUUCUGAAUCACGUAGCGCACCUGUCUGAAGCUGAUAUCGAGGCGGAGAAUGGCUUAGUUCACGUGAUCGACCACCUUCUUUUGCCCUCUUCAUUGGCUUCUAUAAUUGGUUAAUUUGAAUUGGAGCUUAUUGGCAAGACAUACCGCCCUCCUCGCUUGUUGGCAUUUUUGCCGGUUUGAAUUAUGCUGUAUUGAACAUGUAUACGUAGGUAUGAUCUAGAAAUAAAAAGAAUUUCGAUUAUUUGAUAUUAUUUUAUU